UCGCUAGUCAUCUGAAUUUUUGCGAUUUGAAACGCCAGCCUUAUCAUAUUCCAGUGUGCUGGAGAAGGAGACCGUGACGGGCUUAAGCAAAGAAAAUUGGGCGAGUUACCUUGGAAAGUCAAGAUUUCGGCGCCACAGCCUCCAAAUGAUCGAUAAUGAUCCUAUCGUCAAAGCGAUCUCCAAGAGGAAUGUUCCCACUGAUGCUUUACUGCCGUUAUCUUGUCUUUUUCCCAUCCUGCAUUUCGAUAGUCAUGAACCCGGGGAGCCUCUUCGCUAUCUCUGCGACUUUCAAUAUUGGGACCAAUCUCCUUGCUUUGGGCAUGUUUCUUUGGGUCAUCAUCGGUAUCAUACGACGAAGAUCGAGCUCCUCGCUGCCUUUUCCCCCUGGUCCGAAGGGAUAUCCCAUCAUUGGCAAUAUGUUCGAUGUUCCCAUGGAGCGUGAAUGGGAAGCAUGGGCGGAAUGGCGGAAGAAAUAUGGGGAUAUCUCUUCAGCAACAGUACUGAAUCAAACCAUUGUCAUAUUGAACUCGUAUCCCCUCGCCAAAGAGCUCCUCGAUGGUCGAUCAGCUAAAUACUCGGACAGGCCUUACAUGUCGAUGCCGAUCCUUUGUGGAUGGAAAGAUACACUUCUGAUUUUAGGCUAUGGCCGAGUUUUUCGAACCCAACGAAAACUUUUCCAUAAAUCAAUGGGAACUAUGGAAAUUUUUCAUCGUUUUUAUUAUAUUGAAGAUGAACAAAGUCGAAAGUUCCUGAAGAGGGUCUUAGCAGAGCCUGAGAUAUUCGUGCAGCACAUUGAAACCGCAGUCGCCUCGAUCGUCCUUCUAAUUGCGUACGGCUACACCAUCGGCGAAAAUGACCCUUUACUCGCAAAGUGCAAACAAAUAACGGAAGAUUUCAUUCGGAUGACGUCGCACAAGUUUCUCGUGAACAAAAUACCAGUCUUGCGACAUGUACCGGGAUGGAUUCCCGGAGCGAAUUUCCAAAGGCUUGCCAAAGAGUGGAAGCAAAAAGUGGAAGAGCUGACCGAUGAGCCUUUCCACUGGGUCAAGGAGCAAAUGGCAAAGGGUACCUUCAAACCCUCGUUCGUGUCCACAAACCUCGAAGAUAACGACGACGAAUACUCCAUCAAGUGUACUGCUGUUGCGAUUUAUGGAGCUGGAUUCGAUACUACAGUCGUCACCAUCAAGGUCUUCUUCAAAAUGAUGGCUCUGUUUCCCGAUGUCCAAGCCCGCGUUCAAACUGAGAUCGACUCGGUAACGGGAAGCAACCGGCUACCUACUCUCGCAGAUCGCGACCAAGGUUUACUCCCGUACACCCUUGCUACGCUCUAUGAGGUUUUUAGAUGGCACUUGCCCCUGCCUACAGGGUUCCCCCACCGCACUGUAGAAGACGACACGUACAACGGCUAUUUCAUCCCGAAGGGAUCUAUUGUCGCUUUCAAUACAUUGCAAAUGUGUCAUGACCCCGAAUUGUACCCUAAUCCUGACGUGUUUGACCCGACACGGUUUUUGGGCGUUUCGCCUCAGCUUGACCCACGAGAGUUGAUAUUUGGGUUCGGUCGGCGUGCUUGCCCUGGUCGCUUCUUAGCAGAAGCCUCUGUAUUUCUGACUAUGGCAAGGACUCUUGCGGUAUUCAAUAUAACGAACGCAGUCGAUAUGUAUGGCGUUCCAUUGAAGGCGGACCCAGCCCAGCUGACAGGGGCUAUAAGUGAUACACCAGUAUUCAAGUGCACUAUCAGACCAAGAAGUGAAAAGGUUGCAUCUUUAAUCGAUGAGAUACUUUGAAAAGCUAUUUUUGUACAACAGAUUGAAAUCCUGCGUUUUUAUGAUUGCCUCUGCAAAUAUCCUGCACCCCUCGGCCAUUUCCUCCUCGCUAAUGUUGAGUGGCGGAAUAAAC
Messenger RNA from Guyanagaster necrorhizus, 1896 nucleotides. Its product is annotated as cytochrome P450. The transcript has 13 exons. The record is from RefSeq and is a predicted model, not a curated record. NCBI's taxonomy places the organism in Eukaryota, Fungi, Basidiomycota, Agaricomycetes, Agaricales, Physalacriaceae. Gene Ontology annotation, molecular function: oxidoreductase activity, acting on paired donors, with incorporation or reduction of molecular oxygen; monooxygenase activity; iron ion binding. The coding region runs from base 156 to 1784 and encodes 542 amino acids.